AUGCUCAGUUUCGCCAGCCUCAGCCUCAGCCUGGCAUUCGCCAGCUUGGUGUGUGGUACAGCCGGCAGCCAGAUCAGCAGUAACAAGAAUAUUUCCUACACUAAUCCAAUACUAUCGGGAUGGAACAGCGAUCCUAGUUGUGUGUUCGUGGCUGAGCGUGAAAACACUUUCUUCUGCACGACUUCUUCUUUCCUGGCCUACCCUGGUGCACCUGUCUACGCAUCAAAGGACCUCAUCAACUGGAAACUAGCCAGCAAUGCAGUCAACCGCCCUGAUCAAAUCCCAAGUCUCCUGACUGCAAAGAAUGUGCAGACUGGCGGUAUUUAUGCCUCCACUCUUCGCUAUCACAACAGCACAUUCUACAUGAUCACAACCUACAUUGAGGAUCCUCUGCCCCCCACGUUCUAUAUUUUCACUUCGAAAGAUGCAACCAACGACUCAGCUUGGUCCAUGCCAUUCGCCAUUGAAACCCCAUAUAUAAUUGAUCCGGAUAUCUUCUUCGAUGAUGAUGGUACUGUUGUCGUGGCAUACGCUGGUCACCCCAUCAAAGCACAAGUCAUCGACAUGAAGACCGGCAACGCUACUGAGACCUUUGACAUGUGGAACGGAACUGGCAACGGAUUUACGGAAGGACCCCAUAUUUACAAAAAGGAUGGUUACUACUACUUGUUGGUUGCCGAAGGUGGUACCGAGCUUGGCCAUUCGGCUGUGAUCGCUCGUUCAGUAUCUCUCAGAGGGCCCUACGAGUCGUCGCCAUCGAACCCCUUAGUCACCAACCGCAGGACGAACGAGUACUUCCAAUCAGUGGGACACGCUGAUCUCUUCCAAGACGAAUCUGGGAACUGGUGGGGUGUCGCCUUAGCUGUAAGAGGUGGCCCCACACUUUACAACCAGACAGUAUAUCCAAUGGGUAGAGAAACUAGUCUCUUCCCUGUCACUUGGCCAAAGGGGAAAUGGCCGACAGCAAGUCCGGUGCGUGGUCGGAUGAUUGGCCCUUUGCCUCAGCCAAGCAGAAAUGUCAGUGGUGAAGGCUUGUUCAUCGGGGAAGCUGAUGUUGUGGAUUUCGUGCCUGGCUCCGCCAUCCCCAAACAUUUCGACUUCUGGCAUACUCCAGUCAAGCCAACCUCGUUCACCGUCUCCCCGUCUAAUAAGCUCAACACGCUGAGGUUGACUGCGUCUAGAUCGAACCUGACUGGCGAUACAAAUUUUGUUCCUGCCGAUGGUGUCACUCUCGUUACACGUCGUCAAGCACAUACUCUUUUCAACUUUACGGUGGAUAUCGAGCUUCUUGGCUGCAACGCCAAGGAAGGUGACGAGGUCGGCAUAACAUCUUACCUUGACCAAUUUCAACAUGUUGAUCUCGGUAUCGUAUAUUUGGCUAGGAACAAGAACGACAAGACGACGAUCCCAUAUCUCCGCUUCAGAGCGACCAUUGUGGGGAAGACCAACUUCACCGGAGUUGUAUCCCAGACAAAGAUUAUCGCUCUGCCUCCAACAUGGGCAAACGAUUUGGUGAGACUUGGUAUCUCGACCGUCAACGCGACAUACUUUGCGUUCAGCGCUGCACCAGCUGCAAGACCUUCCGCAAGUAUCGUUGUCAGCACUGCUAACACUACGCUCAUCUCGGGUGGGCUCCUGGGUUCUUAUGCCACGACCAAUGGAGCCAAUCGUACAGUGCAGGCUUACGUUAGCCGUUGGAGAUACGUCCCUGUCGCUCAAGAAAUUGACUAUGGUACUUUCGUGUACUCAGACUAG
Molecule: messenger RNA, 1755 nt
Organism: Aureobasidium subglaciale EXF-2481
Lineage: Eukaryota; Fungi; Ascomycota; Dothideomycetes; Dothideales; Saccotheciaceae
Product: glycoside hydrolase family 43 protein
Exons: 2
Coding region: 1-1755 (584 amino acids)
Biological process (GO): carbohydrate metabolic process
Molecular function (GO): hydrolase activity, hydrolyzing O-glycosyl compounds
Source: RefSeq, a predicted model, not a curated record